AUGAGCCUUGAUCCAAGUGCCUUUCCGAGGUCGAAUUCCCCCGCAAGCUCCGAGAGCUCCUUGACGCGCACGCGCUUACAGGGAAAGGAAGGAUCCCUCAAGAAGGACAAAAACUAUCGCCGCUAUGCAUCAAGUGUCGAACGAGCGCUAUCAUUAUUCGACAACGCCCUCCAAGAAUGGGCCGACUACAUCUCUUUCCUGAGUCGCCUGUUGAAGGCACUCCAAACACACCCGCCAGAUCAACCUGUUGUACCCCAUAAGGUGCUAGUUUCGAAGCGACUUGCGCAAUGCUUGAAUCCGGCAUUACCGUCCGGAGUCCACCAAAAGGCUCUCGAAGUAUAUACCUACAUAUUUGGGCUGAUUAAGCUUGAGGGACUGUCGCACGACCUGCCUUUGUACUUGCCUGGUCUUGCGCCAACCCUGACUUUUGCCUCGCUCACCGUUCGUCCGCUUUUUCUGUCAUUAGUGGAGGGCUACAUUGUCGAUUUGGAACCAUGGGCCAUUCGACCAGCCCUGAAAGCAAUUCUCUUGGCCUUGCUCCCUGGCCUGGAAGAGGAGACAAGUGACGAUUUCGAGCCGACGCUGCGAAUCAUCAACAAGCUUCGUGAAGUCGGUGGGCGGCUUGAGACUCAAAAAACAUCCGAAACCGGGGCUUCUGGGCAGUACUUUUGGCAAUGUCUGUUCCUCGCAUCGAUUACGAAUCCGAGCCGACGACUUGGUGUCCUGGCCUAUUUAAACCGCUACCUACCUAAAUUGGGCACUGCGAGCCGUCGUCAGAGCACGGCCGAUGCUAGCGGUGCUAGCGAUAUACCUCCCGAGAUGCUAGCAGCAGCUGACUCCGUCAUACUCCCGGAGCCAGGCUUGUUGAUCCGUUGUUUUGCAUCAGGUUUGUCCGAUGAACAACUCCUGGUCCAGCGAAAUUUUCUCGAUCUUCUUGUAACUCAUUUACCAUUGAAUUCCCCGAUCUUACAGUCUCGAAUCACGGCCCGUGACCUCGAAACUUUGAUCGUCGCUGCAGUGGGUGUGGUUACUCGAAGGGAUAUGGGGCUAAACCGCCGACUCUGGGCAUGGUUCCUUGGCCCUGAGCCUACAAGUGACCGUGAGCGUUCAUCUGUCGAUGGCCAGAAGGGCUCGGAGAUAAGCCACGUUUCCGACGCUAAGGAGCUUUCACAGUCUCAAUAUUUCAGUCACGUGGGGCUGCAGCCAUUGGUAAAUGGUCUUCUCAAGAUGAUAAAAAAUGGGUCUCAGGUUCCUUCUGAGAGGACGAAGCCCUUCCGUAUCGCUCUGUCCUUGAUGGACCGCUGGGAAAUCGGGGGUUAUAUCGUGCCUGCAGUAUUUCUUCCCACGAUUCGCAGUGUUCAGACAUUCGAAAACGAAGCCCCCAGGAACCAAUUCGAGGAAGUGUUCCGCAGCGCUAGUGCCUUUUUUGAUGGCGUGGAAAGUAGUGUCAUCUUCUCGGAGCUCUUGGGCUUGGUUGAUUUCCGCUCGAACGAUGUGGAGCGUGACCCCGACCAAGUCUUGCGAAACCUUGAUCUAGCUCGGUUUAUCAUUGAUAAUUUCAAUGUGCGAGAAGAAGACAUGCUUCAGAUACACGUUCCUUUGUUAACGCUGUCAGUGCUCGUUAGAAUGCGGGAAAUCUCUUUGCAUAUGCCCUCGCCGGGAGCCAGCAUUGAUAAGCAAGCCGUGUCGCUUGCGCUGAAUGGUGUGCUGAAGUCAUUGAUUCCACUACUCACCGAGAGAGUAUUCUCCAGAAAGACAGGCCAUGAGAAAUCCGCUGCUGAUACCAAGACUCGAAAUCAUGACAUUUUGAAAAAAAUCCAUAGCUUCUAUGAGAGCAGCAAACACAGUCUCGAUCUACCUCCUCUCCCAUUUGCCCCGAAGCAGAUCAGUGAGAUGAUCAUACGCGAAGCUCAUGAUUUAUCUGUUGAAGCCCUCGAAAGCGACGAUAACACAUCAUGCCUCCACGACAAAGUCGACAUCCUUGUAAAAUUGCUUAUGAAGCUGCCAAAGUCGCGUGUGCUCCGCGAUAGGCGGCUCUACGGGGCACUGUCUCGAAAAUUAAGCGACAAGAACAAUACUCCGACCACUGCCGCUUUCGCAGUCAUCUCUACCGUUGCUUCUGCACUGACGAACUUGUUCUUCAUUCAUAGCCUUGGCUUCUACGUCAGCUAUGAGGAUGCCUGUGGUCUAAUCCCCAGCUUAGUCGAACAAAUCUGGCAAUACUUAUCGCCGUUGAGUCCGAAAUUCCAUGUUGAGGCCGUACGGUGCUUAUGGUCACUCCACUCGAUUUCUUGGGUUGAUCAUCUUGUCGAGGCAUCGAUUACCUCUUUAUUGAUCAAUUCAUCAACUACUGCCACAUACCAUCUCUCAUCAGAGGACCAAGCCGAGAGAUUCUAUGUACUAUGGAAUCAUAGCCAUCAUGGCACUCACGAACAGCCUCCAAAGCAAGUUCUUGAUGUUGGGGGAACAUCAUUCUCUUACCAGUGUUCGAUGCUCGAACGUCCGCUGUUCAUUGUCCUCGACCUUCUAUCCCAAGAACCUGGAGAUGUGUCUCGGAAUGUUCAACAGUGGCUCCAAGACCUUAAUUCCAUUCAUAGAAUUUUCCAUGUCGUCAGUUUGAAACUCGAGGAGUUGUUUGACCAUGAUACGUCCGGUGCAGGCACCGAGCAAGACCAGUCAAUCUCCCUGGAUGAUUACAAAGAGUGCACCUAUCUGCUGAGAACAGCUUCAAACAUCAUCUCGUCACUUUCCCACAGCGGAUGGAUUACACUUCUUACCCAUACAUUGGGCCAGACUGAGAAGCGUCCAGAUGCGCCCAAGUCUGAAGACAAUGCAAAUGUGAAGAGUUUUCAUGCGACAAUAUUUGAGGCCUGUCACAGAAUAAUCAGCGACCGAGUGUUAUCAUCAGUAGAGUGCAACCUAGAGGGAGAGCGAUUGCAAAGAGAAGCUCUUCAUCUCAUGCGACAACUCCUUCUGGGGCCUGGUGCAGAGGACCUGGUGGAAUCCGGCAUUGACGACUUCUUGGUGGAUCGACUUCUGAUAGCAUCGGAUGAAGGCAGCAGUAUUGCAGUGCAAAGCGCACUCAUCGAUGCACUCCUUGCAGCUCUGAAGGUUCGGUUUGCCCAGGUAUAUGCACCCGUACCACCCCCUAGGCCGAAGCAUCAACGAGCCGGCUCUCGUGAGCGUUUGACCAGCCCUUCAAUCUUAUCUUUCACAAGUGAGAAGGCAGACAGACGCCAGUCCUUGCCUCAAAUCCCUCGCCCCCCCGAGCGACUUCUGGACUGUCUGCUCAAAGGCAUUAGCUCAACAAAAUCCCACGAAAUCGUGGACAAGUGGAUUGGACUCCUUUGCGAGGUGCUUCCACUUUACUCGGCAUCGCUUUUCCAAAUUCUUCUCAUGUUGGUGGAAUGUUUCUGUAGAGAGAUCAAAGCAUCUUUUGGAAGACUUCAGCUCGCAUUCCAACAAACGGAAGACUGGCCGCAAGACCGAUCCGAACAAGUUACUAUUGCUUUACUCACUGGUCUUGAAACAUGCAUCGCCAACGCCCAUGAACGCCUCCUUGUAGAGGAAUCCAACGUUCCAGCUGCUAAGAGUCCAGAUCAACCUCAAGGCUUUUUCGGGAACAUGGUGUCUGGCGUGUUCAACUCGGAAACCAACCAAGGGCGUUCCAAUACCGCCAAUGAUCGGCUGACUGUUCUUCUCUGCUUCCAAGAUGCCGUUCGCCUUUGUUUCUCGAUUUGGGCAUGGGGUGCGGGAGAUCGAAGUGACUCUCCAGAUGUCGAGUCAAUCGCAUCUUUCCAGUACACGUCCUUGCGAAUGAGAAACCGAUCAAGGCGGAUUUUAGAGCACCUUUUCACUGCCGAAGCGCUUGAAUGUCUUGAGACGCUGGUUGAAUUGUGGACCAAAUCUGACACGGAUACUGCAGCGCUUAUCUUCAACCUUCUGCAUACUCUUGACGGCUCAAGUCCGAAGAUCACUAUUCCUGCCGUAUUCAAUGCGAUUUACACACGAACAAACCCUAACGCAUUGGACAACCACCGCAAGUCAUCUUUAACCACCAGUCUGUCUGAGUCGGAAUUAGCGAGUUUCCUGGUUGCCUAUGCUCGCUCUUUGGAUGACGAUGUUCUUGACGAAAUCUGGGCCGAUUGUACAAUAUUCCUACGUGAUGUACUCAGCAAUCCUUUUCCUCAUCGCCAAAUUCUGCCGCGACUUAUUGAAUUCGCCGCUAUCCUGGGUGCGAAGUUGGAGAACACGACAUUCGGUGAAGACCGUCGCAUGCGCAAGGAGCUUGGGGAUGUCGUUCUUCGUCUUCUUACUGCUGUCUUCGCUAGCAAACCAUUAGGUCUCAACCAGGAUGCUGGUCUCCUAGCGAGAUCUUCUCUCGACUAUGAUCGUACAGCGGUGUCCCACACUGGACCUGAUGAUAUGUUGAGCAUUCUUGCUGCCUCCAUGCCGUCCUUCAUCACAACUCUGGGUGACUCUGAUCGUAUCAACACAGCCAUCAAUAGUGUGUCAACCAAUGUUGUCGGUCCUCUGAUUCGCUCUCGACUAUUCCCCAACAACCUCAAUCGCAAUGUCAUGGUCCUAUUGCAGCAAAUGGCCAAAGUUCCUGCAGCGGCAAAAGUAUGGAAGAAGGACAUUGCUGAUGCGUUCAAUGAUCCACGCUUCUUUGGGUUGCAGGUGGAUCUAAUCAAAGACAAUUGGAUGGAUCUGCUACGACAGUGGGCCAUCGCAGAUAAGGACCGCUUGGGAGAGCUCCUGGGUCGUCUUCCGCCGCCCAGCGCAGCCGGGAUCAUGUUCGGCGUGGGGGCUUCUGCAGCACGAUUAGAAGCAGAUCGUCGGGCGCAACUCAAUCUGCGUCGCAUUGCGGUUCUCCUUCUAUCUGCCAAUACCGAUUACUUCGUGGGCGAAUUGCCAGGCUUGCUUCAGAAGCUGGAAGAUCUUCUCGCGGCUACCAGCUCCUCUUCCCCAUCCUCUGCAACACGGGCAGAGAUUUUCAUGGUUCUCCGUGCCCUCGUUCUCAAAACGUCUGCUUCUACUAUGGCGCCCUUCUGGCCUCUGAUCAAUGCAGAGCUACAAGAAGCUCUUUCUGCUGUUCCACGAGGCCUGCAAUCAGAGGUUUACAGCCCUUACUCCCUACUCCAGGCAUGCAAGCUCCUUGACACGCUUCUCGUCAUCGCCCCAGACGACUUUCAGCUCUUGGAAUGGCUAUUUGUAACCGACACCAUCGAUGCAGUCUACCCGCCUAAUCGUUGGGAGCCGAUUGCUCUCGCUGACGAGGUAUCCCAAAGCUUUGGAGCACGAAAUUCGCUCACACCAACGGUUUCUCACGAGCCCACGGAGUCCGUGGCACGCGGUGGUCUUAAGCGGCCAUGGCUUAUCUCAGACUACAUUCGAGAGACGGCCAAGGACGAGAUUGUCGAGCGGGUUCUGCGACCAUUCUUUGACCGACUAAGUAUCUACGUAUUCGAGAGUACGUACAGCAUGGAAGGUGCCGAUCUAAGUGUAUGCCGGGAUGAUCUGUUGGAGGAUCUGUUCAAUGAGAGCACGAUGGCAAACUGA
Molecule: messenger RNA, 5562 nt
Organism: Penicillium odoratum
Lineage: Eukaryota; Fungi; Ascomycota; Eurotiomycetes; Eurotiales; Aspergillaceae
Product: dopey family protein
Exons: 7
Coding region: 1-5562 (1853 amino acids)
Biological process (GO): Golgi to endosome transport
Cellular component (GO): trans-Golgi network; endosome
Source: RefSeq, a predicted model, not a curated record